AUGGAUUAUAAUGAGAUCCUCAUUUCAUCUAACUUUGAUGCAUUCCAAAUACAUCAAUUGUUUCACUAUGCUCCGUUCGCGCCGUUCUCAGGUAUCUGUUCGCCUGUAUUCUAUUGUAGCAAAAUCAAGGUUUGGAACUUGAAAGCUGCCCUCGAUCCUCGCUCCAAGCCUUCACAGCUCUGCAUUUGCACCUUGCAACAACAUACGGGACGCGUCUUCCGCUUGCAGUUUGACGACUUUCAAAUAGUCUCAUCAUCACACGACGACAAUAUUCUGAUCUGGGAUUUUGUCCGACCCACAACUAGUCAAGAGGAGCGUGAUGACGGCUUCGACGAUGGCCUCAGUAUGCAACCUGGACCUGUUUGCUCAUCUACUUUGCAGGCAGCAGCUACGUUGCCUCCGGCACAACAACAAGUACAGCAACAACAGCUCUCUUUUGCCGUUACAUCCUCUGGAGUGAUUAUCCGGCCGGCCUGUGACUGCGCCAGCAAUCAGCCAAGUCCUUCGUCUGGCGGUCACGCUCCUCCGCCGCCACCCUCAUCUCCAUCACCACCUCUAGUUGGUGGUUUACAUUCGGAUUCCCUAUCUCCUCUCCAGCCCCAACCCCCAUUGAUUGGUUGUCUCCAUUCUGCCUCGCUAUCGUCACCUGCCUCGCAAGCGGCUGCGAUUGCUCACAUUCCUGUACACUCGCAUUCUCAUGUUCAUGCUCAUUCGAAUGCCCCACAUCUUCCGCAACACCAACAGCAGCAUCGUCACCACCAACAACAUAAUCAUCAGCAUCAAGGCAGUUUACCAAUACCACCGCAACCUCAGGCCCAGCACAUGGCUAACCAAAUGGCCUCGCGUCAAUCUUCUCCCGGACUGCAUGUUCUUCUACGCCAUCUUUCAGAUCAGCAAAAGGCCGAUUAG
Protopolystoma xenopodis is the source of this 909-nucleotide messenger RNA. Lineage: Eukaryota; Metazoa; Platyhelminthes; Monogenea; Polystomatidea; Polystomatidae. The record is from the annotation of a GenBank genome assembly.